AUGAUAAUGAAACGUAGUUAAUAUGCUUCUCUAAUGUUAUGUUAGGUAAAUUAUGAGUAUAAAUUGAACAUGUUCCGUUUUUUUUAAUCGGUUACUGUAACGAAAAAUGAUUCAAAUCCAUGAUCCAGUGUGGCCAUGCGCACACGUCUUAAUACGCGCGACUGACGUUUGACAGUACGUCAAAAAUCAACCCGGUUCGGGAGCAAAACAAAAACCCGAGUUCCGCCACUGAUUUGGGCCCUAAACUUUGGUCAUUAUGUGUUAAUUAAACCCCCGGUGCGUGUGUACGUGAGAGUGUUUUGUUGUUUUGUGUACUGUUUCGUUUGCCUGUCUCUAUGUUACAACGUCUUCGUUGCCGCAACAUCCGACAGUUAUGGCUGUUGGAGGUGUCCAAUCAACAAUUAAUGGGCAAAAUCGCCCGUAUCGGGUUUGCUAGUGGAAAUGCGUUGCCGUUCAUAAAAAUACCGGGCCCCCGAAGGCUUCCGUUGCUCGGUAUGCUAAACGAUAUCAUGCAUCUUGGAAAACCAGCUGAGUUGCAUCUGCGCAUUUCCAAGUAUCACGAGCAGUACGGAGACCUUGUGCGAUUACAGAUUGGCACACAGAAUGCAGUAUUUGUGCGCGAUCCGCACCUAAUGCGUAAAACAUUCCAGCUCGAGGGACCAUUCCCGCGCCAUCCGUUGCCGGAAUCAUGGUCCUAUUUUAAUAAGAAGCACGACUACCAACGUGGGUUGUUUUUCAUGGAUGGUAAGGAAUGGUUGCACGCGAGACAGAUUUUUAACAAACCGAUGCUGAAAGAUUUCCAUUGGAUGGAGGAACCGAUCCGUGGUAUAUGUGCUGGUACGAUUGCACAUAUCAAGCAGAACAGUAAUGGUACAGCCGCCUUUGAAGGCAUUGAAGCAUUCCUGUACAAAUGGUCUGUGGAAGUCGUUCUAAGUAUAAUGUUUGGAGCAUCCUUUGCCAAAUGUCAAGAGUCGGCAGAAUUUCGACAGCUGGUGGAACGGUUCUCAUCCGUCGUGUACGACAUCUUCCGGUGUAGCUCCGAACUGAUGAACAUUCCACCGGCAAUUGCUGACCGUUUAAACGUACAGUCAUGGCAACAGUUUGAACAGGUGGUACCCGAAACGAUACGUUUAGCUGCUGCUAUCAUAGAAUUUGGGAUAGCCAACUCUCAGUCAGACGAUGGAUUGCUAGACCUGAUGGUACAGAAGCUUGACAAAACAUUAAUGAUGCGCAUCAUUAUUGAUUUCAUAAUCGCUGCAGGCGAUACGACCUCAUUUGCUACCGUGUGGGCACUUUAUUUGCUAGCAAAUAAUCCAACACUUCAGGAAUCGGUGCGUGAAAAUGUGGUCGAGUCGAACACACUGGAAAGUGCGGCGGUAAAGGGUGUCGUGCGGGAAACAUUGCGUCUCUAUCCGGUUGCUCCGUUUAUUGGACGGUUUAUCGAGAAUGAAAGUAUUUUUGGAGAGUAUACUUUACCGAAGGAUACGCUGGUGCUACUCUCGCUGUAUAGUGCUGGAAGGGAUGAACGAUUCUUUAUCCAACCGGAACAGUUCAAUCCGUACCGUUGGCAACGAAACAACAAUAGCAAAGACACUGCCACAACAACUAACAGAUCAGGCAAUACAGCAUCCGCUUCGUUACCGUUUGCAAUCGGUGCUCGAUCAUGUAUCGGACAAAAGAUUGCACAGUUGCAAAUGCAUUAUCUAAUCUCAAUGAUAUUAACGAAUUUUGAAGUUGGUCUCGCAGGUAAGGAACAACAGGAAUCAAUUAAACCGAUUCUCAAGAUGAUUACAGUACCAAAUAUGGCGGUGAAAGUGUAUUUUAAAGCUAUUCAAACUACUACCUAGCCCAAGGUAUAUAUAUUGCGCGAUUUUAAAACGAAGAUCUGCUUUCAACUAGCUUUGUAUUUUACGGGCAACAAGCAAUAAUUAGGUGUGGGACGAAACCGUUACCAGCGGAAGAUGUAACUAAAGAUAGAUGGUUUGCUUUUACCACACUACCUCAACAGAUAUACCUCAUCAAUACCCGUUUGAUGUACGCUGCUGUUCGCAUAGUUGUUUUUUUUAUUAUUAAUACUUGUGUAAGAUACGUUUUUAAAGUCUUCCAAACUAUAACAAGAAGUUGUGUUCCGCACCACAGAUGUGGUGAUAAUAUAUUCUUCAACUUAUUUCAUCCA
Anopheles funestus (African malaria mosquito) is the source of this 2176-nucleotide messenger RNA. It is a transcript of the gene sad, whose product is annotated as cytochrome P450 315a1, mitochondrial. Gene Ontology annotation, molecular function: iron ion binding; monooxygenase activity; heme binding. The coding region runs from base 336 to 1847 and encodes 503 amino acids. The transcript is spliced from 8 exons. Lineage: Eukaryota; Metazoa; Arthropoda; Insecta; Diptera; Culicidae. Gene Ontology annotation, biological process: cellular response to peptide hormone stimulus; cortisol metabolic process; glucocorticoid biosynthetic process. The record is from RefSeq and is a predicted model, not a curated record. Gene Ontology annotation, cellular component: mitochondrial inner membrane.